AGCCGAGAUCUGUUUCCGGAAACAUGGAGGCGGUAGUGAGCGAUGUGGUAGCUCCAGAAGACCUUUUAAAAUUUGAGAAGAAAUACAACAAUGAGCUGGUGAAGGGAGCCGUCUCCAGAGAAACAAAGUUUGAGUAUGCCUGGUGUCUGAUCAGGAGUAAAUACACAGAGGACAUCAAGAAGGGGAUUGUGCUCUUGGAGGAACUUGUUCAGAAAACAUCAAACGACGACUCCCGGGACUUCUUGUUCUACCUUGCGGUGGCCAACUACAGACUCAAAGAAUAUGAGAAAGCCCUGAAGUACAUCCGAACUCUUCAAAAGAAUGAACCGGGGAACAAGCAGGCUCAGGAGCUGGAGAAACUCAUCGUCAAGGCUUUGAAGAAAGAUGGCUUGGUUGGCAUGGCGAUCGUCGGGGGAAUCGGUCUGGGCGUGGCCGGUUUGGCGGGCCUCAUCGGCUUGGCUGUGUCAAAAGGAGCUGCUAAAUCCUAACCUGGACAUGGAACGACAUGUCUUCACUUUGCUGGGCUGACACAGUGACUCUCCACUUGCAUAAAUAAAAGUAUAUUUUGUGGAGAGAGCUUGAUGGAUGUAACAUUUUGAUUUGAAGUUGAGUAUGCGCCGCAACACAUUAAAGGUAUUGAAUAAUGCCAGUGAAUAACCAUUAUUAACAGGGUUGAGAUUUACCAUACAUAUGACAUUACUAAGUUGUUUAUUCACCCACAUAGCAUUGCACUUUCUCAUUACUUGUGUAAAUAAAUAAGGAUGGUCUAAAAG
Messenger RNA from Anoplopoma fimbria (sablefish), 773 nucleotides. RefSeq names its product fission, mitochondrial 1 (gene fis1). The transcript has 5 exons. The record is from RefSeq and is a predicted model, not a curated record. Bases 24 to 488 code for a protein of 154 amino acids. NCBI's taxonomy places the organism in Eukaryota, Metazoa, Chordata, Actinopteri, Perciformes, Anoplopomatidae. Gene Ontology annotation, cellular component: peroxisomal membrane; mitochondrial outer membrane. Gene Ontology annotation, molecular function: protein binding. Gene Ontology annotation, biological process: mitochondrial fragmentation involved in apoptotic process; peroxisome fission; autophagy of mitochondrion.